Molecule: messenger RNA, 3335 nt
Organism: Felis catus (domestic cat)
Lineage: Eukaryota; Metazoa; Chordata; Mammalia; Carnivora; Felidae
Gene: HAGH
Product: hydroxyacylglutathione hydrolase
Exons: 12
Coding region: 457-3147 (896 amino acids)
Biological process (GO): glutathione metabolic process
Cellular component (GO): plasma membrane; mitochondrion
Molecular function (GO): protein binding; hydroxyacylglutathione hydrolase activity
Source: RefSeq, a predicted model, not a curated record
CUGCCGGGCCGCGAGCGGGCACGGGUUUGGACGCGAGCGCCGAUUGGUCGGGGUCUGGGGCGGGGGCGCGAGACGUGCGCCGAUUGGCUGGGGGGCGGGGCAGCGGGCGCCGAUUGGCCGCGGCGCGCCUCCGGCGUGUGCAGCCCGCCCGCCCCUCGCGUCGCCGCCGCCGUCGCCGCCGCCGCCCCGGGUCAUGGUGCUGGGCCGCGGGCUGCUCGGCCUCCGGAGCGUCUCCGCACUGGGAGCCGCCUGCGCCCGCCGCGGCCUGGGCUCGUAACCCCCGCGCAGGCAGGCCGCCUGGGGUCGGGAAAAGGCGCCGCGGCGCUUGAGUCAGGCUUGGCGGGGGCUGAAGACAGCGGGGUCACUGGUCAGCUGGGGGUUGCUGCAGGAACUGUGCCCGGUCCGGCCCUGCUGGGCGUCCUUCUCCAUCACACGGACUGUAGGAAGAGCUCCACCAUGGACCAGGGAACCCUGAGGGUCGAGUUGCUGCCCGCGCUGACCGACAACUACAUGUACCUGAUCAUCGACGGCGAGACCAAGGAGGCCGCCAUCGUGGACCCGGUGCAGCCUCAGAAGGUCGUAGAAACGGUGAGAAAGCACGGCGUGAAGCUGACCACAGUGCUCACCACCCACCACCACUGGGACCACGCUGGUGGGAACGAGAAGCUGGUCAAGUUGGAGCCUGGGUUGAAGGUGUGUGGGGGCGAUGACCGGAUCGGGGCACUGACUCACAAGGUCGCACAUCUGUCCACACUGCAGGUGGGGUCUCUCAACGUCAAGUGCCUGUCCACACCGUGCCACACUUCCGGCCACAUCUGCUACUUCGUGAGCAAGCCCGGGAGCUCUGAGCCUCCUGCUGUGUUCACAGGCGACACCUUGUUCGUGGCUGGCUGUGGGAAGUUCUACGAAGGGACAGCGGACGAGAUGUACAAAGCCCUGCUUGAGAUCCUGGGCCGGCUCCCUCCAGACACGAGAGUGUACUGCGGCCACGAAUAUACGAUCAACAACCUCAAGUUCGCGCGCCACGUGGAGCCCAACAAUACUGCCAUUCAGGAGAAACUGGCCUGGGCCAAGGAGGUGGAGAAGGAAUUCUCAGGAAGAGUGAAUACUGGAGGAAGCAGGGAAUAUUCUAAAACACCCAGCUUGUUUUCACCAGAAGGAGAAGUACGGUAUCGGGGAGCCCACAGUGCCGUCCACCAUCGCGGAGGAGUUCACCUACAACCCAUUCAUGAGAGUGAGCCUGGCCUUCGGCUUCCGCAGAGAGAAGACGGUGCAGCAGCAUGCUGGCGAGACGGACCCGGUGACCACCAUGAGGGCCAUCCGCAAAGAGAAGGACCAUUUCAAGGAGGCCCGGCCCUGGCCGUGCUCCUGGUCUCCUGGGCAGCGCUGGGCCCCUGCGGCCUGGAGGGAGCGGAGCCCGGGGCUCUGGGGAAGGCCGAGAGCCCGCAAUGUCCAGCCGUCUGCACCUGCGGCCACGAGGACCAUUCGGACGAGCUCAGCGUCUUCUGCAGCUCCAGGAACCUCACGCGGCUGCCCGACGGCAUCCCGGACGGCGCCAGGGCCCUGUGGCUGGACGGCAACAACUUCUCCUCCAUCCCCGCGGCGGCCUUCCAGAACCUCUCCGGUCUGGGCUUCCUCAACCUACAGGGCAGCGGACUGGCCAGCCUGGAGCCGCGGGCACUGCUCGGCCUGCACAGCCUCCACCACCUGCACCUGGAGCGGAACCAGCUGCGGGGGCUGGCGGCCCACACGUUCCUGCACACCCCGGGCCUCGCCUCGCUCGGCCUCAGCAACAACCUGCUGGGCAGGGUGGACGAGGGCCUCUUCCGGGGGCUGUCCGGCCUCUGGGACCUCGACCUCGGCUGGAACAGCCUGGCCGUGCUCCCGGACGCCGCCUUCCAGGGCCUGGCCGGCCUCCGCGAGCUGGUGCUGGCGGGCAACAAGCUGGCCUACCUGCAGCCCGCGCUCUUCUGUGGCCUCGGCGAGCUGCGGGAGUUGGACCUGAGUAGGAACGCCCUGCGCAGCGUCAAGGCCAACGUCUUCGUCAAACUGCCCAAGCUCCAGAAGCUCUACCUGGACCACAACCUCAUCGCCGCCGUGGCCCCCGGCGCCUUCCUGGGCCUGAGGGCGCUGCGCUGGCUGGACCUGUCGCACAACCGGCUGGGCGGCCUCCUGGAGGACACCUUCCCCGGCCUGCUGGGCCUGCACGUCCUGCGCCUCUCGCGCAACGCCAUCGCGGGCUUGCGGCCCCGCACCUUCAAGGACCUGCACUUCCUGGAGGAGCUGCGGCUGGACCACAACCGCAUCCGGCAGCUGCCCGGCCAGGCCUUCGAGGGCCUGGGCCAGCUGGAGGUGCUCACGCUCAAUGACAACCAGAUCCAGGAGAUCGAGGCGGGCGCCUUCCUCGGCCUCCUGAGCGUGGCGGUCAUGAACCUGUCCGGGAACUGCCUGCGGGCGCUCCCGGAGCAGGCGUUCCAGGGCCUGGGCCGGCUGCACAGCCUGCACCUGGAGCGCAGCUGCCUGGGCCGCAUCCGCCCGCACGCCUUCGCCGGCCUCUCGGGGCUGCGCCGGCUCUUCCUCCGGGACAACGGCAUCGUGGCCGUGGAGGACCAGGGCCUGCAGGGGCUCGCGGAGCUCCUGGAGCUGGACCUCACCGCCAACCGGCUCGCACACCUGCCCGGCCAGCUCUUCCAGGGGCUCGGCAAGCUGGAGUACCUGCUCCUCGCCGGCAACCGGCUGGCGGCGCUGUCCGCGGACGCCCUGAGGCCCCUGCGGCGCGUCUUCUGGCUGGACGUGUCGCACAACCGCCUGGAGGCCCUGCCCGAGGACGUGCUGGCGCCGCUGGGGCAGCUGCGCUACCUGAACCUCAGGAACAACUCCCUGCGGACCUUCGUGCCGCGGGCCCCCGGCCUGGAGCGCCUGUGGCUUGAGGGCAACCCCUGGGACUGCGGCUGCCCCCUCCGGGCCCUCAGGGCCCUGGCCCUGCAGCAGCCCGACGUGGUCCCCCGCUUCGUGCGGGCAGCGCCGGACGGCGACGACGGCCAGCCGCCCGCGUACGCCUACAACAACAUCACCUGCACCGGCCCCGCAGCCGUCGCCGGCCUCGACCUGCGGGACGUGGCCGAGGCCCACUUUGCUCACUGCUGACCGCGGGCUCGCCGGCCCAGAGCCCGGCGGGGACACGAUGUCCGCCUCGGGGGCCAGGCGUCACCUGCUCGCUUGCCGGGGUCCCGUCCCUGGGAGGACCCGGGGCAGCCGGGGGGUUCUGCUGGUGGGGGCACCGCCAUCACAUAGCACCCCCCCGCAGUCGGUAAUUAAAAGCAAUCUAACACGUG